CGGUUGUUUUGUUCCCUUUUCGGUGGUUUGUUUAGUGGGUGGAAAACUGAGAGAAUAGCUGGUUUUCCGUGUGAAAAGUGCAUCGAAGAGGCAUGCUGACUAUCGAGCAGAUCAAGCAGCAAUAUCCAUUGCACUUGAUGGUGUGGAAUGAUGAGCCAGAACAGCUCCGGGAGGCCCUAAAUCAGGAGAAUAAGUUCGAUGUGGAGAAGAGGGAUCCACGCGGGAGGACACCCGUGAUGCUGGCUGUGCGUCUGUGUCACUUGGAGUGCGUGAAAAUCCUCGUGACGCGGGCGAAGACAAACAUCGAGAGCGACGGCUGGUCGCUGGUGCAGGAGGCAGUCUGCACGGGCAAUCCGGACAUCCUGAGAGCCGUGAUGGAGGUGAGGGACCUCCAGAGACACCUGCAGCGGACAACGCACGUGCCCCUGCUGCUGCAGCGUCUGCACGAUGCGCCCGAUUUCUACGUGGAGAUGAAGUGGGAGUUCACCACUUGGGUGCCUUUAAUGUCGCGCCUCUGUCCCAGUGACACGUACCGGGUGUACAAGAGGGGCUCCAAUGUGCGCAUCGACACGACUCUGCUGGGCUUCGAUCACGCGUCGUGGCAGCGCGGGCGGCGCAGUUACAUCUUCAAGGGUCAGAUGGACACUGCCGUGAUGAUUGAGGUGAAUCACGAUACGCGCGAGGCCACAGUGGACACGAUGCAGGAGAUCCAGGAGCCCAUCGAGAGCAUAACGACGCCGCCGGAGCUGCUCUACUAUCGCCUCACGGCGCCCGUGACGUCCAACACGGUGGACAUGGACAAGAUCAGCUUCGAGCGCAACAAGUCGGGCAUCUGGGGCUGGCGCAGCGAGAAGAAUGAGCCCGUGAAUGGCUACGAGUGCAAAGUGUAUUCCGCCACGAAUGUGGAGUUCAUCACGCGGACGCGCACGGAACAUCUGGCCGAGCUGCCGGCCAAGACGAAGAAGCCCGGCGGCAUGCCGCUGCAGAGUCUGUUUGGGGUGUCCGAGGAGGGCGCCGAGAGGGGUUUGGAGCAGAUCACGAUCGAUGAGAAUGGCAUGAAUGUGCCGCCAAUUCCGCCGCCGCCGGAAUUCACGCCGGAUUUCGUGUCGCCGGAGGAAUACUUCUCGGACAUGGAUUUGGGCGAGAAGGACGUGGGCAGACCAAAGAGGCAGACCAAGAAGGUGCAGAAUUUCAAGGCGAACUUGUGGCUGAGCGAGGAUUUUCCCAUCAAACUGCAGGAGCAGGUGAUUCCCAUUCUGGAUCUCAUGUCCAGCAUCAUGAGUCCGCACGUGAGCAAGCUCAAGGACUUCAUCACCAUGCAACUUCCGGCGGGCUUUCCGGUUAAAGUUGAAAUUCCACUCUUUCACGUUAUCAAUGCGUGCGUGACGUUUGGAAAUGUGUUUGCACUUGAGACUCCUGUGCCAAAUGUGACUCACAUUGAGGAAGGCGAUCGUCUGACGUGCGUUGUGGAUGAUCGGUGCUUCCACAUUCCGCCGGAUUAUGAGAAACACGGUGGAGAAUAUCUGAGAUCGCGAGGCCAGGAUGAGGAUGAUCUGCUACAGUAUGCCAUCCAGCAGAGUCUCAUCGAUGCGGGCAGUGAAAACGACCAGGUGGACAUUUGGGAGGCUCUCAGGGCGCAAAGGCCACUGACGCCGGGAGCGCUGAGUGAUGAAGACAGUCAGUUGCAGAGAGCUCUGCACGAAUCUCUCAACGUGCGACAUUCCAGUGAUACACCCGAGGGCGCUUCCACGCCAUCCUCGCCCUCCAUUGACGCCGAUCUGGCCAUGGCGCUGCGCCUGAGUCAGGAGGAGCAGAAUGUCAGGGAGCAGGAGUUGCGGCGCGAGCAGGAGAUGCUCGAGGAGGCGCUGAAGCUGAGCAUGGAGGAUAAGUGA
This is a messenger RNA of Phlebotomus argentipes, 1892 nucleotides long. RefSeq names its product ankyrin repeat domain-containing protein 13D. The transcript is spliced from 6 exons. The coding region runs from base 93 to 1892 and encodes 599 amino acids. Gene Ontology annotation, molecular function: protein binding. Lineage: Eukaryota; Metazoa; Arthropoda; Insecta; Diptera; Psychodidae. Gene Ontology annotation, cellular component: cytoplasm. The record is from RefSeq and is a predicted model, not a curated record.